CGGACAGCGCCGGACGCUCGGCUGAGGCCACAACCGCGACUGAUGCUGCGUACCAGCAAGCACGCUCCGUACGCUGACUUUGGCAGAAAUCUGCUCGUCUGCUCCUGCCGCGCCGGCAUCGCGUUGAAAACGGACAUCGCCAUCGAUUUUCUUUGCUCCCUCUCAUUUGUCUAUUUGAAAUCCCUGCGGACCGUGUCGUCGCUCUUUCCCUUCCGACCCUCAGCUUGCGCUCUCCUACGCUCCUCGCCCAAUUGCGCCGUCGCACGUUGGUCCUUUCUAUAUUCCACUUGCCUGUCCUCACCCAUUUGGUCUACAUCACCGCAAAUCGCACAGAUUGCUGGCACCGCUCCAGCCUGCUCCGCACGGCGUAGCCUGUAAACCAACCGUACACGUGAAGUCGAACCACGAAAGCGCGAUGAGAUGAGAUAAUAUGUUCCCUCGCCCCUUCCCUCGAUAUCUCCGACCUUGCGCAUGGAGCUGCAACGCACUUUCCCAAUGUGCUGCACGGCCGUCCUCCGCAUUCGCGGCUUCCUCGCCGCUCCCCCAUCAGCCGCCGCCCGUGUUGCGACGUUCAUUCAGAAUCCUCGCCAUCGAAACGUCUUGCGAUGACACCUGCGUUGCCGUCUUAGAAUUGAAGGCACGUCGUGGCGCCAAGUAUCGCACUGCAAAACUGCUGUUCAACCAGCGUAUCACAUCCAACAACCUUCGCUAUGGUGGAGUACAUCCCUUGCGCUCCCUUGAGUCGCACCAAGAAAACCUGGCUCUCCUGCUUGAGAAGGCCAAGCGGAGGCGGGGAUUUAGGACGCCUGAUCUGGUUGCUGUCACCAGAGGACCUGGCAUGCGCAAUAACCUUCAGUGUGGCAUCGACACCGCCAAGGGCCUGGCCGUUGCGUGGGGAGUUCCACUCAUUGGUGUUCAUCAUAUGCAAGCUCACGCUCUUGCCCCUCGCUUGCUGAAAGCAACCAGAGCCCCCGCCAGUGGAAGCAAAACCUCGCAGCCAUCGGAGCCGAACUUUCCUUUCCUCUCUUUGCUCGUUUCUGGCGGACACACCCUUCUGGUACUAUCGCGUUCCCUCAAGGACCAUCAGAUCAUUGCAUCCACGGCCGAUAUUGCCAUAGGCGACUGUCUCGAUAAAGUUGCUCGCCAUGUGCUUCCCCCAGAUACACUCGCGAACUCUAGCACUGUGGCGUAUGGAAGUCUGCUUGAGGCCUUCGCAUUUGACUUGGAUCCAAACCCUUCCUACAGACGCAUUCCGCGGUAUGAGUACCAUCCGCCUCGCACCAUGGGAGAGGAGUACGAGAAGGGUCAAGUAAAGAACGAUUAUGGAUGGCACUUUCCCACUCCUCUUCUAACGAAAGAUGGCAAGAAAUCGCGCGCCAUGGAAUUCAGCUUUGGCGGCAUCUGUUCACACGUUCAGCGAAUCGUUUCGUUUGGUGGGACACACAACACACCAAGGGUGUCCCCCAUCGAACUGCAAGAGGCAAAAGUUCUUGCCCAAAGAGCAAUGCAGUCAGCUUUCGAACAUCUCGCUGGUCGCGUAGUUCUUUUCCUUGAAUCACUGGCUGCAGCGGAGGUGUCUGUUCCCAACAAAAGAGCAUCGAGUGGAAAUAUGCCCCAACAUCUUGUACUUGGGGGAGGAGUCGCGUCCAAUGGCUACCUCAAGCACAUUUUGCAAAAAUAUCUCUCUGCGCGAGGGUUCUCAAAGGUCAAGUUGUGUUUCGCCCCGCAGUCGCUCUGUGUUGACAAUGCGGCCAUGAUCGCAUGGACUGCUGCCGAGAUGGUGGGCGCCUAUACUGCCGAUCAGGACUUCAGGUUGGAGAUGGAUGACGCUAGUUCAAGCCUGUCUAUGCGUGCGAUACGUAAGUGGAGUCUAGAAAAUCUCCUCACGCCUGAAAAGGAGUUAGAGAGAGAGAUGCGGGAAGAAAGAGAGCGAGAUGAACGCCAGAAGCAAAAGACUCCUAUGACGGCAUGUACGACCGCAGAGCAAUCAAAUGUUGAGAACACAACGUCGCAGUCUAUGCAGCCUUGCCAAGACACUCUACUGGCGGAUCUGGGCCAUCCUGUCAAUUCUCAAGCCUUGAGCGAGAAGAGUCGUCUUGGCUUGGUAACGAACAACUAUCCAACAACUUCGGCUGAGCUGUCAAAUAUUUUAAGUUCUUUGCGAGCCGAACCCCAAAAAUAAAUCGUGAAAAAAAUCCACCCGCUUCCGAAACUGACCAGUUGGGUGGUAAGAUGUCGAAUCGCUUGAUAUUCUCACUGCACCAGCAGUUAUUUCGUCCCCGUCUUUGCUUGCGAGCUGUCCAACAGCUUGCAAGACUUACAAUCAAGACGGAAAAGCAGCGGCGAAAGGUCUUUGGAUGUAUUCAAAGAAACAUAUAUCUAAGGAGAAUAAACACGAUUUAGACUAGGGUACAUGUAAGAUUCGAUGUGAAUCAAUAGAUCAGCUUCGUUAUGUCAAACGUGAUCCGGUUAUCUAGAUGCAUACAUGGUGUAGUCUUAAAUUGGCCACCGAGGGCUUGCAGUUCGAUAAAUGGGGAUGCAUUUGAUGAGCCUCAUAUUUGACUUCGCUAUAUAGAGUACCUGGGCUCAAAUGCGAAACAAGGAAUUCAGAAGAUGGUAAGACGAGAUUCCGGAGGUUCGAAGCUUUCCGUUAGCCUACCUAGAAGCUCAAUGUUGCAC
Molecule: messenger RNA, 2679 nt
Organism: Verruconis gallopava
Lineage: Eukaryota; Fungi; Ascomycota; Dothideomycetes; Venturiales; Sympoventuriaceae
Exons: 1
Coding region: 431-2182 (583 amino acids)
Biological process (GO): mitochondrial tRNA threonylcarbamoyladenosine modification
Cellular component (GO): mitochondrion
Source: RefSeq, a predicted model, not a curated record